AUGGAUAACAAAGACUCAGAAGCUGAGAUCCACCCUCUGAAGACUGAGGAUGCAAAAGCUCAGGAGAACCAUGAGAACUCUGUGGAGAGAAGAAUUAUCAUCAAGCAGUCACCACGGCUGUCCCGGCUGUCCCGGUGGCGCACAGCUGCCUUCUUCGUCUCCUUGUUCCUGUGUCUGAUCAUCGUCUUUGCCUUCUCCUUCAUCAUCCCUUGCCCAGAGAGGCCAGUUUCAGAGAGAACCUGGUUCCAAAACUACGACAGUGCAGGGGCCUACCAGUUUCUUGCUAUAGAAGACGUGAAUGAAGACAAAGUGCAAGAUGUCAUCUUCGCUUUCAAAGCUGGCAACGGCAGUGGCAGCUUUAACAGAUCCUGUCUGGAUGAAGGUCUGCCUUCUCCAUGUGCCUUCCUGGCUGCUGUGUCUGGCACCAAUGGCAGAGUGCUGUGGGAGAGGCCUGCUGCUGAGGACGUGGAGUGGCUGCAGUGUGGCAACCAGCAGCUCGGCGGGGCUGGGGCUUGCCUGGUUGUGGGGAAGCCAACAUCUCUCACGGCAGUCAGUCUGCAGACAGGGGAAGUUCAGUGGAGGCAGUCCAGUGACUUUGGAGCUAAUUACACUGUGCUGACUCCUGUGUCAGUGAUUCCAGAUGUGGAUAGUGAUGGAGUUCAGGACCUGAUCAUCUUCAUCACUACAGGAGAUAAGAUUAAGACCUUCAUCCAUUCAGGAAAAACUGGCAAACAGAUUGGCUCCCCUGGCAGCCUGGAUGUGGAUGGCCAAGCUCACUAUGUGAGGCUGGACCUGGUUUCCUCCUCAUACUUCCUUUUCUAUACAGAGAACUCUCUCUAUGCAUAUUCCCUGAAAGAUCUCUACAGUGCAGCAACUGGGAUGGAAAUGAAGCUUCCUGGCCUUGAGCAAGAUCCUCAGUGGGAGAAGAACAUUGACCAUGCCACACACCGCUUCUCCCUUCUCAGCUCUGCAGACAUUCGUUACCUGACAAAGAUCCCUGGGCAGACACAGGAGAACAUCUUGGUUGUGAGCUCGGAGAUGGCCACACUGAUCAGCACACGCAGCCUCCAGAGUGUGUGGAGCCUCAACGUGUCCCACGUUGUGAGGGAGCCGCUGCUUGGUUACUUCAAACCUGAUGUUCUUGGUAUUGUCCUUGAGAGUGAAAUCAGCCCCAACAGGAAGAAGGUUAUGAUUGUUGAGAGUGGCUCUGGUGCAGUCCAGUGGGACCUGAAGCUGAACUCGAGAGCAGAGAGCCCUGGGCCAGCCACACUUUCUACUGCUGAUCACCGGUCUGCCUUCCUCAUCUGGGGUGAAUACCAGGCACCAGGGAACGAAACGAGAUCCAGAGCUCCUCUCCAGAAGCUGUAUCUUUUCCAUCCUUCCUACACGAAUGUCCUGUUGGAGCUCCGCAAUAGCACAGAGCAAGUGAUUGCCUUUGAAGCUGCACUCUUCGAGCGGAGCCGCCAUGCCUGCUACGUGCUGCUGAGGGGCCCUCAGGCCAGCGAGGAGCCGGGGCCUGUGUCUCUGAUGAAGAGGAAGCUGAAGGAGGAUGUCUCUGAGAGCAGGGUGAUCUGGCUGAACCAGGUGGCUGUGGACAGCGAGCAGUACGUCCGGGACCGCCUCUACAGGAUGCGAUUCCAGAGCCGAGCCUGAGCCUGCCAAGGAAUGGGGAGAGGCCACCCUGGGCCGGGCAUCUCCAGGCUGCCUCUCCCCUGCCAGCCCAGCUCACGGAGUCAAGCUGCCUUUCUCCAUCCACAAACCAAAGCAUGGCUGGCAGGGAAACACCUCCAGUGUCUGGGGAUGC
Molecule: messenger RNA, 1804 nt
Organism: Indicator indicator
Lineage: Eukaryota; Metazoa; Chordata; Aves; Piciformes; Indicatoridae
Gene: FAM234A
Product: family with sequence similarity 234 member A
Exons: 11
Coding region: 1-1653 (550 amino acids)
Molecular function (GO): protein binding
Source: RefSeq, a predicted model, not a curated record